Messenger RNA from Acanthochromis polyacanthus (spiny chromis), 5042 nucleotides. RefSeq names its product NLR family CARD domain-containing protein 3-like. Lineage: Eukaryota; Metazoa; Chordata; Actinopteri; Pomacentridae. The transcript has 5 exons. Gene Ontology annotation, molecular function: protein binding. Bases 1012 to 2496 code for a protein of 494 amino acids. The record is from RefSeq and is a predicted model, not a curated record.
ACAAGGGGGAGAUUACACUGGGGCGAGCACAGUGGCGUUAUAGCAGCAGGUCGUUCCUGUCCCUCAGACAGAGAGCGGUCUGCUGAUGAACAACAACUGACGUCUCUUGUCUCCCGUUUUUCCCUGAAUAAUACAGAUCAGACUGUUCCGGGACCAGAACCACGUCCCAUCACGUAUUACCAACAGAAGCUUCAGUCAAACUUCCAGGACACGUUUCUGGUUACAACAGAGGGGUGGGCAGCAGAUGAGCAGCUUCUGGUUGAUAUCUACACAGAGCUGUACAUCACAGCUGGCCGGGACGUGCACGUCAACACACAGCAUGAGGUCCUACAGAUUGACAAGGUGUGGAAGCCAUCAGACACAGAGACACAGAUCCAACCCAGAGACAUUUUCAAGCAUCCUUCUGGAAAAUACAGACCCAUCAGAACAGUGCUGACCAAUGGGAUUGCAGGGAUUGGAAAAACAUUCCUCGUGCGCAAGUUUGUGUUGGACUGGGCCGAAGAAAGAACCAAUCAAGACGUGCAUCUUAUUUUCCCGUUCACUUUCCGUGCUCUGAAUUCAUUGCAGGGACAAGAGCUUGGUUUGGCAGAGCUCAUUCAUUUCUGUAUCCCAGAAACUAAAGACGUCACAGUGGAGGCUCUGAAUUACAUCUUUACAGCUCUGCAGUCAUCAGGAAACAGCAGCUACAAGAAGAGCAGAUUCAAACUGCUGUUUGUGUUUGAUGGACUGGACGAGAGUCGCCUUCAUCUGGACUUUCAGGUCGACGACAUUCCCUCUGUGGAUGUCACAAAGUCAACUAAAAUCGAAGUCCUGCUGAGGGAACUUAUCAGAGGAAAACUGUUGCACUCAGCUCGCCUCUGGAUAACCACACGACCUGCAGCAGCCAAUCAGAUCCCUCAAAACCUUGUCAACAUCACAACAGAGGUCAGAGGGUUCACCGACCCACAGAAGGAGGAGUACUUCAGGAAGAGAUUCAGAAAGAAGAAGCAGGCCAGAAGCAUCAUCUCCCACAUGAAGAAGUCACGAAGCCUCCACAUCAUGUGCCACAUCCCAGUGUUCUGCUGGAUCACUGCUACAGUUCUGGAGGAGCUGCUGAGAAGCAGAGAGGGAGGAGAUCUGCCCAGAACCCUGACUGAGAUGUAUGUAGAGUUUCUAAGAUUUCAGAUUGAUCACACAAAAGAAAAGUACGGUUCAGAGAAUUGCUUUCAGUACAUAAAGUCAUUAGCUAAACUUGCUUUUGAACAGCUGCAGAAGGGCAACCUGAUCUUCUAUGAGAAAGAUCUGAGAGAAAGUGGCAUCGAUGUGAGUGAAGCCUCAGUGUACUCAGGAGUGUUCACACAGAUCUUCAAAGAAGAGCGAAGACGGAAACAGGAAGACAAGGUGUUCUGCUUCGUCCAUCUGAGCGUUCAUGAGUUUCUGGCUGCUCUUCAUGUCCAUCAGACCUUCAUCAACUCUGGAAUCAGCCUGCUGGAAGAAGAACAAACAACGUCUUGUUGGUCUGAAAUGUUCCAAAGUUAUUCAACAGGUUUCUACCAGAGAGCUGUGGACGAGGCCCUACAGAGUCCAAACGGACACCUGGACUUGUUCCUGCGCUUCCUCCUGGGUCUGUCACUGCCGACCAAUCAGAAUCUCCUAUCAGGCCUGCUGUCAAAGACAGGAAGUAGCUCACAGACCAAUCGGAAAACAGUGGAGUACAUCAAGGAGAAAAUCAGUGAGAAUCUGUCUGCAGAGAGAAGCAUCAAUCUGUUCCACUGUCUGAAUGAACUGAAGGAUGUUUCUCUAGUGGAGGAGAUCCAACAGUCCCUGAGCUCAGGACGUCUGUCCACAGAUGAACUGUCUCCUGCUCAGUGGUCAGCUCUGGGCUUCAUCUUACUGUCAUCAGAAGAACAUCUGGACGUGUUUGACCUGAAGAAAUACUCUGCUUCUGAGGAGGUUCUUCUGAGGCUGCUGCCAGUGGUCAAAGCCUCCAAGAAAGUUGUACUGAGUGGCUGUAAUCUGUCAGAGAGAAGCUGUGGAGCUCUGUCCUCAGUCCUCAGCUCCCAGUCCUCCAGUGUGACAGAGCUGGACCUGAGUAACAACAACCUGCAGGAUUCAGGAGUGGAGAGUCUGUCUGCUGGACUGGAGAGUCCACACUGUAAACUGGAAGCUCUCAGGCUGUCAGGCUGUCUGGUCACAGAGGAAGGCUGUGCUUCUCUGGCCUCAGCUCUGAGCUUGAAGACCUCAAAUCUGAGAGAGCUGGACCUGAGCUACAACCAUCCAGGAGACUCAGGAGAGAAGAUGCUGAGAGCUAAAGUGGAGGAUCCACACUGUAGACUGGAAACUCUGAGGUACAGACAGACAGACACUCUGAGGUACAGACAGACAGACACUCUGAGGUACAGACAGACAGACACUCUGAGGUACAGACAGACAGACACUCUGAGGUACAGACAGACAGACACUCUGAGGUACAGACAGACAGACACUCUGAGGUACAGACAGACAGGAACCUUUUAGCCUAGCUCAGUGCUUCUUAAAUAGUGGCGCCCCCUGGAGGCAGUGAACACACCACAGAGCAGGAGAUCUGAAAUACUACAAACACACACAAGACACAACGGAAAAAUAUUUAACAGGAAUGAGAAGAAAGGCAGAGAGAGAGACGGAGAUAAUGAGACAAACAAAAAUCUCCUGAAAGCUCAGAUGAGGAAAUGUGAUGAAGAAUCUGUAGCUCUGAGCUUCACUGUGACUACGGUGGGAGACGAGGACAGACCGCUAUGUUUACUGAGUCUAAAAAUGUUGGUAGUGGACAGCAUGAAGCCAAAUAAAUGAAGGCAUCACUUCAACACAUUACACUCCAACCACGCUGAUCAGCCGCUGGAGUUUUUUCACUGAAAACCUGCUGAAUGUUGCCAACAAACAUGGGCUUCAUGAAUGCUACGUGGCUAAAGCAGAGAGCGCUGUUAGCAUGAUAUAAGGAGGCGUAGCAAAGUGGUGGGUGUAAAAAGUCCUCACCAUAGCAGAGGAUCUGAUACUCCCUGCAGCAUUAGACAUGAUCUGUGUCCUGCUGGAAGACACACAAAUAAAAAGUGUCCCUCUGUCCAAUGACUCUGUGUCCAGACGUACAAAUGACAUGGCUAACCAUGUUCAGGAACAGCUGGUAGAUCACGUCAAAGACAAACGUUGUGCCUUUCAGUUCCAUGAAGCCUGACAGCAACAGAGACUGCUUUUUUGUGGCUUCUGUACGUUUGGACACGACAGACUCCCUGUGUGAGGAUCUAGUUUUUAGUAAAUAUGUCAGAGACAGCCACAGCUGAAGAGAUGUUCUAAAUCCUGGACUGCUUCCUGACUGAGAAUGGGCUACAGUGGGAGAAGUGGUGUUUGCAGUGAUGGUGCACAGACCAUGGCAGGGAGGAGAAAAGGGCUUGAGGAAGUCAUCCAGAAGAGCUCACCUACUGCUGAGUGGACACACUGUGGUCCACAGAGAAGCUCUGGCAUUAAGGCAGCUUUCCUCUGGAUGAAGGGAGCUUCUGACUGGAGUCAGUUUUCUAAAGAGCAGAGCACUAAAACUGGAGUCUUCUCUGCUCCCUGUGAGGAGAUGGGAGCUGAACAUCAAGCUGUGCUGUUUGACUCUGAACCAAGGUGGCUGUCACCAGGGAAAGUCUAGUCCAGAGUUUCUGAGCUCAGAGAGGAGAUCAGAAUGUUUGUGGAGCAGGAAGACAAGAAGAAGUGUGAGAAAAAUGUAGUGAUGAAAAGUUCCAGGUGAAAGUGGCCGACCUGAGGGACACACUUGGAUGCUAAAUGAAGUAAAUGUGCAGCUUGAAGGGAAAGAUAAAGUCCUCCCUCAGGUCACAGACUAGAUGAGCUGUUUAGUGGAAAGCUAGCGAUGUGGGGCAGCCACUGGAUGGAGGAGAUACUGACUGAUUGGAGAACCUGCAGGAAUUUGUAGAAAGCAGUGGCUAUGAUGCCACCUCAGUGAUUCCAUGUAUGAAGCAGCUUAUUUCAUGACUGAUGGAUUCUUUAAGAAGGAGUUCCCUGAAAACAGUUCCCAGUAUGAGUGGCUGAGAGAUCCUUCCAGUGCUCCCACUGGUUCCAGCUCUGCAGAGGAGGAGCAGCUCAUCAACGUGACGUCUGAGGUUCACAUCUCAGACUCUGAGUGAAUUGUGUGUGAGUGCAGAGAGGCAGAAUCCACUCUGAGGGCUGUGGACGUUCUUCUGCUGAUCUUUGUGAGAGCGGCUUCGCUGCUGCUGGAGACCAGGUCCAGAUCCUCCUAAACACUGAGCAGGAGCUGAGAGUUGCAGCGUCACGCUUCAAACACGCUUUGAAAAGUUGUUGGUUAAAAAGGAGCUCAUUGUAGCCGUUAAUCCUGACUUCAUCAUUCUGAUUAAAAAUCAGCUCAAUCAGUGGAAGUGUUUCUAUGUUGAGCUCCUGAGGGAAAGAUGCUGAUCACUUUGAUUGAUAAUUUAUUGAUUUUAUUUCAGGUUAUUUUUCACCAUCAAAUGGAUCAAUUAGUCGGUUAAAAUGUUUAGAGUUUCCAGAAGGAUUAAAUUUGUUGACUUUAAGGCUAAUUGAUGCAUUUUAAACUAAAAAAGGUUCAUAAAGUUGUUCUUUGUUGGAAGUGGAUCUAGAUUUCUUUCUUUUUAGUUUUCCUUCAUGUACAGAGGUGGACUUGUAAUAAUUUCUAGACUAAUGAUGCUAUUUCUAGCGGUGGUGGAGGGUAGGGGGCGCUAAAUGUUUCCUUCUUCCUGAGGGGCUGAACAGAAAACACCUGAGAAUCAGUGGAAGAGAGAAACACCAAGGAUGGAGCAGAAGAACAGUUAGCUCAGCUACACACCAUGACUAGCCUAGCUUAGCAUUAAUACUGAGAGCAGAGGGAAACUGUUAGCCUAGCUUAACUCAAAGACAGGAAGCAGGAUAAACUGUUAAUUUUUUUUGUUUGUUUUUUUAAUUUAUUUCAAAAAGUCACAGGUAACAUCCAACAUCAACAUGAUAUUGAAACAAACAGUGACAGAGUUAACAAAAAUCACUUUGAAGGAAGAAAGGAAGAGAAGAAAGAAAAGAAACAA